Molecule: messenger RNA, 279 nt
Organism: Staurois parvus
Lineage: Eukaryota; Metazoa; Chordata; Amphibia; Anura; Ranidae
Source: the annotation of a GenBank genome assembly
UGUAGCCCCAGCAGUGCCACCUGUCAGUAUCCAUCAGUGCCUUGUGUCGGUGCUCAUCAGUGCCACCUAUCAGUGCCAGUCAGUGCCUCCUAUCACUGCCAGUCAGUGCUGCCUAUCAGUGCACAUCAGUGCCGCCUAUCAGUGACGUGUCAAUGCCACCUAACAAUGCCAGUCAGUGCCGCCUAUCAGUGCCAGUCAGUGCCGCCUAUCAGUGCUGCCUAUCAGUGCCAUAUAUCAGUGCCAUGUAUCAGUGCUGCCUUUCAGUGCCCAUCAGUGAUG